This is a messenger RNA of Microcebus murinus (gray mouse lemur), 9575 nucleotides long. RefSeq names its product DLG associated protein 1 (gene DLGAP1). Lineage: Eukaryota; Metazoa; Chordata; Mammalia; Primates; Cheirogaleidae. Gene Ontology annotation, biological process: signaling. Gene Ontology annotation, cellular component: postsynaptic specialization; glutamatergic synapse. The record is from RefSeq and is a predicted model, not a curated record. Gene Ontology annotation, molecular function: molecular adaptor activity.
AUGCUUGGAAAUAGCACCUGGCUUGAUUGUGUGGUCUUUUCCCCUGGGUUCGAGUCUUGGCUCUACUGUGAAUUGUCUGUGUGCACAAGAGCAAACUAUUUAGCAUUUCUGUGCCUAAGUGCUCCUGUCAGGAAAAUGCAAGGGAACAAAUGCUACCAAGUUCAUCCAGUUAUCUUAAGACGCUAGAUAUACAAGUGCUUUGAAAAGCACUCCUACGUGAGAGCAAGGAGUUAUUAACGGGUUGUGUUCCUCUUUUGUCUGAGGGAUUAUGAGGUGGGAAGGAGAGGAAAGGGAGUCUACAUAGAAUUUUAAAAUAAAUCCACCUUUUUUCCCCCAAAAGUAAACAGUGAUCUUUAAAACUUUGGAAAGAGUUUCAUUAGCUCUAUUCAGAAUUUUUUUUAAUUAAUUUAUUUUUUUUUAAUUUUUUAAAUUUUUAAUUGUAAAAUCCUGCCCGAAGCUAUCAGUUUGCACACUGCAUGGUCGUCACCAUCCCCAUGGCCAACCACACCCCCAGCCGGGCUCCCACCCCGGGAGCUGCGCAAAUGAGCAUGAGCCCUGUGCCCUGAGGAGGCGGACAGCAAGCCAGUUUGAGGACCUGGCAAGCACAGCUGCAGAGACCCAGGACAGCCGAGAAGAGGAGGCAAAGGAGGGAUCAGAGCAGUAAAAUACAAUUAAUGUCAGUGUGUAGAGCCCACACGCGUACAAACCCAAGGCAGGCUGCCCUUCCCUGCCACUGUCUGCAUAUUUUCCCUGCUGCCCUCUGGUUCACUGAAACCAGCAGUCACCUGGAUGAAAAUACAGGGGAAGGUCUUUUUCUUCUCUACCUCCCUGCUCUAGUACUGUGUUUUUCCCAAGACACACUCUUCCACAAGAAUGACCCUCAUCUUUUUCCUUUUCAGAGUGUUUCCUCUGUUCUCUCAUGCUCUCCUCAUCUUAAAUGUAUAUAUAUGUGUGUGUGUGUUUUACUGGGCUACUACAGUAUGACAUACCCACUCCCAUUUCCCAGUCCCAUGUUAAGAAGAAAUGCAAGGAAAAGUUCGUCCACUGAGAACUUCAUCUUUUUGCUCCCUUGGGAGUGCUUCCACCAAGCCCUGAGAGUACUCCAAGCGGGAAGUCCCCUGGGCAAGGACAAUGCCAGAGCCGAUGCCUGGAGUUGAAAAGAAGCCACCAGCGUGCGGAUAGUUUUCACAAACAGCACACAGUUCCGUAGUCACUAUUUCCCACUGAAGGUGGUAUUGCCUAAUUUCCUGCAAGGUUACAACGGGUGUUAAUAAGUUAUCAAAAACUAUAACAAUUUGAGAGCUAAAGGAAUCAUUUAAUCCACUUAGCCAAUGAAAAAAAUUAUACUCAAAGGAAGGUAAAGACUUAAUGAGUUACACUGUUAACAUGUGGCAGAGGUAAACUACAACCCUGUAUUUUAAUUUAUAGAAAUGACCAUUAUGAGGGUUGCAACUGAAAGCUCUAGAAAUUCUUUAAGCACAUAAAGCUCAUCUGCUGAUGAAACUAAAGUAUUUUGAUAAGAAUCAUCUGUCUUGAAGACAAGAUGAGUAAGGAGAUAGAAGCCCUAGAGUAAGACAUAUUUUGUCUGUGAAGGUUCUAUGACUUAGCAGCAAAAACAAAACAAUUUUUUUAAACCCUGUACUUAAAUAAGUAAUGGUGAGAUUAGGUAAGUAUCAGAUACUUUAUAGAAGGAUGCUAUAUAUGGCUCUAGCAUCAACCUUUGUUAAUAAUGAAAUUCUUUCAUUAUGAUUGCAUAAUUGCCUACAUUCGUCCUACCUUAAAUUCAUUUUUCUUUCCUUUCAUACCUUUUUGAAGUCAAAAUCUCAAGUAGUGGCAAAAAGUGGAAGGAUAGGGAAAGAAAGAAGGAAACAGAUAUUAAGUGAAAAUCUAUGUACCAGAUGCUGUAGGAAAUGUUUUCACUUUUGUCAUUUCACUUAAUCUUCAUAAUAAUCCUGAGAUUACUGGAUGUAAUAAUACUGUAUUUUUACAAAAGUGGAAACUGACCUGGGAGUUGUAGAACUGAGAUUUAGACUUAGAUCUGUUUGAUGCCAGAGCCACUCUCCUUCUAAUUCACCCGGCACAACUGCAGAAUCCAGGGCAUGAAAAUGAUGAGCAAGAAGAAAAUAAAAUCUUUAAAGUAAACAUAUUAUUAUUAAAGUUUUUCAGUAAAAUGAGAAUGAAAUCUUAAAGAUUUGAGUAUAGGAUUUAGUGUAGUAGCAUUAUUGUAUCUCAUAUUAUGAAGACUUGGAAAUUCUAUUUUCGAAUCACUUAGCUGCUCUAAGCCUGCUUCUUUUUAGUGAAACACUUGAGGCUUACAGAAAGGUAUAAAGAAAAAAAUAAACUCCCAUUUAUACAUGACCCAGCCAGAGAAAUAAAGCAUUAAUUAUAACGGAUCACACAUGUACUUUCUUCAAUCCCGUUUUACUUCCCUUCUUCUUCAGAGUAAUAGCUAACCUGACUUUGAUAUCCAAAGCUCCUUUAUUUUUAAUUCUGAAAUUAUUGAAAGGUUGAAAAAAAUUAACGUUUUCUAGCCUGCAUUGAGCAUUAAUUAUCCCUGUAUCCACCAAGCUAGUUCAACUCUUUAAAUAUAAACUGAACUCUACGUCACAUUUUAUUUAAUAGGUAUUGACAUUUAUCGAGUCCCCAAUCUACGCACAUCUUUCAAACUAAAAGAAAAACAAAUUCUAUAUUCCAACGUGGAGAGGUAGCACGUUAGUAAAUGAACUAAAUGUAGAACAGUGUGUUCUCCCUGGGCAGUAUGCUGAAGCUGAAGGGAUCCUGUAAGAGAAGAGAAGAAAGAUCUGUACGUUCACCUGGGAGAGGACAACAGAAAGUCCCCUCGAGAACUGGGCUCUGCUCUCUUACUGCCUCUAGGAAAUGAAGGGGGCUCUGCCAUCCUGUGGACUCCUUGCUCCCAAAGAUAGGGUUAGCCAGCUCCAGCCAGCUCCCCUGGGAUAAUUUCAUUUAUAAGCUUGUUCUUAGAAGCAAAUUUGGGGAAACAGAGAAGGUUUCUUUGUUGAGUGUUUUUUUUUUUUUUCAGUUAUAUUGCCUUAAUUGGCAACUAAUAUCGAAGCAGGAUUUACAAAUGUGUUUAACUUCAACAUCACAAGGUUUAGUGGGCAAAGCAUUGUUCUACUAGUCUAUUAGCAUCCUAGUCCCUAUUUGCCACUAACUAGUGACAUGAGCUGGAGCCAUCCUUUCAGCUCUCUGGGCCUCCCUCUUCUGCUAGAAAAUGAGACACUUGGUCUAGAAGACCUGUGAUCUCAGUCCACAUUUUUAAAUUCAAGUUACAUUUGCCAGAGUACUACUAAUUAGAGCAAUUUUCAAGAGUUGAAAGGUCUGGGACUCACUUUACAAAAUGCCUCCUAAAAGUAGACGUUUUUCAAAUAUUAUCUAAUUUGCUCUUUAAAACUCUAGAGGCAUUUUACAGUUGAAGAAACUGAGAUUUAGUGAAUGAGGUUAAGUAACUUGCCCAAGGACACACAGCUAGUAUAUGGUGACACAGUGGGUAGAGACCGAUUCCUCUGCCUUCAAGGUCUGCAUCCUUUCCGUUUGCCAUACCCUGUCUCUACUCUCACCAAAAAGCAGAACGAGGAAGCAGCAUAUAUCAAAUAUCAAGUAUGUGCCAGGAACCAUAAGUAUCUCAUUUAGUAUUUGAAACAACUUUGUAAAGUAUUACUAUUUAGUUUUAUAGAUGAUAAAACCAAGGCACAAAAGAUUAAAUCGUCUGCCUAGAAACACAUAGACUGUAAGUGGGAAAGCUAACACUGGACCCCAGAUCUGUAUGACUCCAAAUAUGCUUCAGAAAUAAAAAUAAAUGCAUUUUUUAUUUUAUUACCUGAUUUAUUCUGUAGCAAUUGCAUGUGUGCAUUUGACCUCUUAUAUGUGCAUGCAAUUAAGGCAUGGAUAUUAAAUUAGACUAGCAAUGAAAUGACUGAUUAUGUCCCUAAUUUGAUUCAAGACUGACAAAGAUUAAAUUAAUAUUCACCAAUAGUAGAAUCUAAAUGCUAGCAAAUUUCUGAUUCUCUCUUUGCAGAAUUAUCACUUAGAACUAACUUAAUUUAAGCCCUUGCCAUGAUUCUGUAGAAAAUCAUGGAUCUGCGGAGGUCUAUAGGUAUUUAGACUCUGCCUGACAUUGAUUUAGAAAUCAAAUACUGUAGCUUGAAAUAAUUUCAAGUUUCAGUUAAUACAGUCAAUUGGUGAUAUGUGCUCACUCACAAGCUGUUUGUAGUUAAUAAAAAAAAAGACUCCCUUUUUUUCCAAUAUUGUUAUUUUUAAAUGUCAAGAAUCAGAUGUCUGCUGUUUAGAACUAUUGUACCGCUGCCAGUGACUGUCUGUAUUAGGGUUGGGAGCAGGAACAUGGAUUUGAAGACAUUAAAACUGUUUAAUUCUCAGUUGAGAUGUGGUUGGCUCUUAUACAUUUGGAAUAAAGCAUUUAUGGCACAUCUCAGGGUUCCUCAAGAUGAAUGGUCAGGGUACACCCCUCGAGGUAAAGACGACGAAAUUCCAUGCCGAAGAAUGCGGAGCGGCAGUUAUAUCAAGGCCAUGGGGGAUGAAGACAGUGGUGACUCGGACACGAGUCCCAAGCCUUCCCCCAAAGUUGCUGCACGCAGAGAAAGCUAUCUCAAGGCUACUCAGCCAUCCCUUACGGAACUCACCACGCUCAAGAUCUCCAAUGAGCAUUCACCCAAACUCCAGAUCCGAAGUCAUAGCUACCUGAGGGCAGUGAGUGAAGUCUCCAUCAACCGAAGCCUCGAUGGCCUUGACCCUGCAGGCUUGCUCACGUCACCAAAGUUCCGCUCCAGGAAUGAGAGCUACAUGCGAGCCAUGAGCACCAUCAGCCAGGUGAGCGAGAUGGAAGUGAACGGGCAGUUUGAGUCCGUGUGCGAAUCCGUGUUCAGCGAGCUGGAGUCGCAGGCGGUGGAAGCGCUGGACCUGCCCAUGCCCGGCUGCUUCCGCAUGCGGAGCCACAGCUAUGUGCGGGCCAUCGAGAAGGGCUGCUCCCAGGACGACGAGUGCGUGUCCCUGAGGUCGUCCUCCCCACCGCGCACCACCACCACCGUGAGGACCAUCCAGAGCAGCACGGGUGUCAUAAAACUGAGUUCUGCAGUUGAAGUGUCAUCUUGCAUUACAACAUAUAAGAAGACACCACCUCCAGUCCCACCCAGAACUACCACGAAACCUUUCAUUUCUAUCACAGCCCAGAGUAGCACAGAGUCUGCCCAGGACGCCUACAUGGAUGGACAGGGCCAGCGCGGAGAUAUUGUCAGCCAGUCUGGACUCAGCAACUCCACGGAGAGCCUGGACAGUAUGAAGGCUCUGACAGCUGCCAUCGAAGCUGCCAACGCCCAGAUCCACGGCCCCGCAAGUCAACACAUGGGCAAUAACACUGCCACCGUCACCACCACGACCACCAUAGCCACGGUCACCACGGAGGACAGAAAGAAGGACCACUUUAAGAAAAAUCGAUGCCUGUCUAUCGGAAUACAGGUGGAUGAUGCUGAUGAACCUGACAAAACAGGGGAGAAUAAAGCGCCCAGUAAGUUCCAGUCCGUGGGAGUGCAAGUAGAGGAAGAGAAGUGCUUCCGCAGGUUCACUCGAUCCAACAGUGUGACGACAGCAGUACAGGCUGACCUGGACUUCCAUGAUAACCUGGAAAAUUCCAUGGAAUCUAUAGAGGACAAUUCGUGCCCUGGCCCAAUGGCCAGACAGUUCUCCCGGGACGUCAGCACCUCCACGGUCAGCAUUCAGGGCUCAGGAAACCAUUACCAUGCCUGCGCAGCCGACGAUGACUUUGACACCGAUUUUGACCCCUCUAUUCUGCCUCCUCCGGACCCCUGGAUUGACUCUAUCACAGAAGACCCUCUGGAGGCCGUGCAGAGGUCGGUGUGCCAUCGGGACGGCCACUGGUUCCUGAAGCUUCUCCAGGCAGAGCGAGACCGCAUGGAAGGGUGGUGCCAGCAGAUGGAGAGGGAAGAACGGGAAAACAACCUGCCGGAAGACAUUCUAGGGAAAAUCCGAACCGCAGUGGGCAGUGCCCAACUUCUCAUGGCCCAGAAAUUCUACCAGUUCAGAGAACUGUGUGAAGAAAACCUGAAUCCUAAUGCUCAUCCAAGGCCCACCUCCCAGGAUUUGGCCGGGUUUUGGGACAUGCUGCAGUUGUCCAUAGAAAAUAUUAGUAUGAAAUUUGAUGAACUUCAUCAGUUAAAGGCCAAUAAUUGGAAACAGAUGGAUCCCCUUGACAAGAAGGAGCGAAGGGCCCCUCCUCCAGUGCCAAAGAAGCCGGCGAAGGGCCCCGCGCCGCUGAUCCGGGAGCGCUCGCUGGAGAGCUCGCAGCGCCAGGAGGCCCGCAAGCGCCUGAUGGCCGCCAAGCGCGCCGCGUCCGUCCGCCAGAACUCGGCCACCGAGAGCGCCGAGAGCAUCGAGAUCUACAUCCCCGAGGCGCAGACCCGGCUCUGAGCCGCCGCGGCCAAGUACCCGCCCCGCCCCCCUCCGCCCCCGCCGCCCGCCGAGCCGCGCUCCCGCGCCGAGGCGCACCGUGGCGGCGCCGUCGUCCGUGUCGCCGGGCCGCCCGCCCCGCCCGCCCCGCAGCCCGGCCCGCCCGGCCGGCUUCCUCGCCGCGCUUCGCCCCAACUCACGCAGAAAAGCAACCCUUUACUUUCUGGGCAGAGCCAAACCCACCCGUGUAGAAAUGACACCUUUAGGUCACCCGCCAUCCUCAGUUCUCUCGAGCUAGUCUGUUCCUAGAGCUCAGCAAUAUACAACCAUAGGGUAUUUCAGAAAUCCAGUAUCACAGGGUGAUCCUUUGGGACUUAACCGUCUUCCACGUGAAAGAAACUAGGGCUCCCUUUAUUUCCCCUAAGUGGUUAUUCUUUUUAAAAGCAGAUGGAGCACUUUAUUUCCAACCUCAGAAAUCACACCAACUCACCAGAAUCAAUGAGGUGACAAAGAGAGAGGGGGGACCAAGUCUGGCCUGGGGGCGGGGGACCCGGAUGUGUAGCAGGGAAAGGAGGAGCAAACUCAGCGGGUGCCGGGGCACCUGCGCCGCUCACGGCUGCACAAACUGCCUCACUGUUAACUUCAUCAAUCACAGCUUCAAAUGUUUCAAUCAGCAGAAGAUUGUAAAUUCGAUCUUUCAGGGAAAUCAAUCUAUUCCGAAAGGCAAUAAAAUGAAAAAAGGCAAGGCCAAGGAAGCACUGAUGGUUUAAGAUAUAACAUAAGGGAUUUUUUUUUUUGUGCUCUUAUCGACAAUUUAGACCUGAAAUGCUUUAUCAACUUUUACUGUACUAUGUGUAUUAUAUCGUUGUUGUGGUGGUGGUCGUUACAGGGGACAGUGUUGGUUCUAUUAAUUUGUUAGUGUCCAUCCUGGUGGGCCUAGCCAAUGACACACAUGUAAGUACACGUCUGCUUAUGAGGCGCUGCAAAUGGCAGCAAGGCUGUUUUCAGAGAAGAGUGUGGGUUUUCCUACCAUCCCUUUGAAUGCUACACAUCCGUUUAUUUUAACCCAAGUCGUUCACAUUUCAGAUAUUUUCUCUCCUUUAGUCUCCUCUCACUACUAGACAGAAUCCAAUAGUACCUAGCAUAGGAUUCCUGUCCUAUGCCAAAUGGAUAAAAAUGAAUCUUCUACCCCAAUAGACAUGCUGCCUCACUCCCAAGAGCUGUCACUGUCAUCUUGAGGCUCUACAUAGUGAGAGAAGAAAUUUGACCUGCCAGGGUCAACCACCAUAAGGCAAGGAGAAAAGUCAUGAUUUAUAAACAACAAAAGAAAUCCAGGCUUUUGGCAGAGAUUGUUGAUUUACAUUUUGAGUCAUGAUUGAUGGGCAGUAUGCAUUGGUGUCUAGCCGAAGUUGUCUUUAAAUGCCCUUACUUGUAGCAGUUUAAACAUUUAGAAUGUGGCAAUCUUAAAGUAUCACUGGCAUUUUAUGUCCAGCUCACACCCUAAAGCAUUAGAAAUUACCAUUGAAAAGUGAGAGACUUUUAAAAACAUACAUCAAAUAUGCUUGCACCAGAGAAGCUUUUGUAAAAAAUACACUGUCAUAGCCAGGUGCUAAUUUAAUUUUAUUUAUGAAAUUAAGAGAGGUGAGGAGUUCUGGCGACAAAUAUUUUCACAAACAUAUUCUAAAACCACUAGAGAAUUCGCUACCUCUCAGAGCCAUUGAUGCUUUGAGCUAUCUUUAUAAACAGGGCACAAAUGUUUACUGCUGUGGUUUACAAGAAAAGGGCUACUAACUUAUUUUAAAACCAACCAAUCAACUUUUAACUAGGGUGAACAAAGCACCUUGAGUGCUUUGUAAAAUUGGAACAUACAGAGAUUUUGAGCUUCAAGUAUUUGCUAGUUUUAAAAAGAAUACACCUUUUCUUUACCUUAUAGAAGCAAUGAAAAGUCACAAGUCACACAAAGUUUGCAUUGAGUAAGGCCAACUGCCACUUGGGUAGCCUAUGGUCACAUUCAGUAGUGAGAAUGACUCAGAACUCCCAGAUUAACAGGAGGAAGCAGCAUUCAUUCCAAGAUCCAUCUUCAUAAUUACAGCUCCGUGCCCUGAGGUAGAGUUAAGAUUUGGAUUAAGAAAUAGAUUUCUAAUACGAUUCAAGAUCAUCCUACAAUAAUUUCUUUGGAAACUGUUUUAGCCCAGGAUAUUUUAAAGAGAAUCAAGAGAAGGCCUAUUUAUCUUGUCUAAGUGAACGGUAUUUGUAUAUUCAUAAGCUAUUUUUGGUAAGAAUUUUAAAUCUUUUAGCUCAACGCCUACAGGGCAUCAUGACCUUUGCCUUCCUUAAAAACACAGCUUAAAUUGUAUAAACACUUUAUAAAAGCUAAUUAUUGGUGUUAGAACAUGACCCCACACAAUGCUGCUUGACCCCUUAAACUGACAUUCAUGAGCAUAACCUUUGUUACAUUGUUCUUUUUGAUGUAAUUUGUAGAAAUGUUUUUUAGUUCAUAAUGGAAAAUGUAUGUACCCUGAAAAAUUACUUAUUUUGUUUAACUUUGGUAUAAAGGUGUUGGGCAUUUUCUUGGGGAGGGAGGGAUAACAAAAGAAGUUUGUCUCCCACAUCAAAAAACAUUCAAAGAAAUUAAGUAUUUAUUAUAUUUUUUGCAGAUGUUUCCAUACAAUUCACAUAACCUUUUUGUAAAGAGAGAUGAAGAAAUGGAUUAAAGAUUUUUAAUAUUUGAAAUGGUAAAUAGAACUAAUUUAUUUGUAAUAUAUUUCUGUUAUUUAUAGAUGUUUCCUUAAUGUUUGACUGUGCAUUACCACUUUAAUUUAAGCCUUAUCCUUGUGAAUUUACCAUUUCUUUUUUAAAACAUGUCUAGAUGCAUAUUUUAAAUAACUGGAAUGUAAAUCACUAGCAUAUCCGAGUUCCCAAAUGUAAUUUUUAAAAAUUAUUUUGGUUUGGAAAAUAAAAACGAUUCAUUUGAAAGCCUUCAGAUGGAGGGGUGGGGAACAUUUUUAUGGCUUUAUGAAUUGGAAUUUCAUAGGCUUAUUUACCUAGAUUGUGUGUGGACAAAAAAAAAUUGUAAAUAGAUGAAUGUUUCCCAUAAUGUAAAAAGAAGAAAUUAAUAAAAUAAUUAAUGCACUGCU